Gastrolobium bilobum is the source of this 865-nucleotide messenger RNA. RefSeq lists its product as uncharacterized. The transcript has a single exon. The coding region runs from base 89 to 787 and encodes 232 amino acids. The record is from RefSeq and is a predicted model, not a curated record. NCBI's taxonomy places the organism in Eukaryota, Viridiplantae, Streptophyta, Magnoliopsida, Fabales, Fabaceae.
UUUCUCUCUCUACACUCUUUCUAUAUCUCAAACUACUACACUACUGUGUACCCCAAAGAAAAAACCCAACAUCCUUUACUUUUUCAAAAUGGAGGAAUGCAACAACAAUGAUAAGAGAAAGCGAGUUCGGGAUGACUCGGAGGUGGACUCGUCCGAGUCCAAGCAUCUCCGAGUCGACUCCGAUUCUGAUGCUAACUCGUCCGAGUCUCAGCUUACCCGGCUUAACUCGAGCGAGUCAUGCAUGGACUCGAACGGGUAUGAACUCGUACGAGUUGAACCGGAAGACUCGCUCCUUGACUCGUCUGAGGUUAAAGAUAUUCCAGAUGACCUUCUGAACAUGUUCGACGACGCAGAUAAUGUGACGGAGCGUGACCCCAUCGUGCAGAUGCAGGGUCUCGACUCAGUUAUCAAAAGCUUCGAAGAGGAAAUACUUGCCCCGGUUUCGUACCCGGAUCCGGAUGUUGAAUCCGUUUCCGGGGAGUUCAAGCUGAACCUCGGGUAUCUAUUGGAAGCGUCCGAUGAUGAACUCGGUUUGCCGCCGACGGUGGCGUCGACCGAGAAGGAAGGGAGGCGGGAAAGCGAUGAUUCGGGUCGGGUCGGCCCGGAAGGGUUGGAUUUGACCGGAUUCUUAGGGUUUGAAGAUGAGUUUCGGAACUACGAAGCCUUUGGGUUGGUGGGGUAUGACGCCGACGAUAACGGCGGCGGUUAUGUUACAAUAGAUGGGUUGUUUGAUUAUUCCGAACCGGUUGAUAUUUUGUGGCGGUCGGAGUCGUUACAAGCUAUGUAGGACGUUUCCGGCGUGGCGAGGUUUUAUGGUUGUCUUGCCGGAACGUUUGAUUAAUGGCAUAUUAUUGGAACAUGUAAA